Molecule: messenger RNA, 615 nt
Organism: Fusarium oxysporum Fo47
Lineage: Eukaryota; Fungi; Ascomycota; Sordariomycetes; Hypocreales; Nectriaceae
Product: VIT family-domain-containing protein
Exons: 5
Coding region: 1-615 (204 amino acids)
Biological process (GO): intracellular manganese ion homeostasis
Cellular component (GO): fungal-type vacuole membrane
Molecular function (GO): iron ion transmembrane transporter activity; manganese ion transmembrane transporter activity
Source: RefSeq, a predicted model, not a curated record
AUGCAAAGCGCUGAGACUGAGCGACAUCGGCUUGAGAGGCAUACGACACAGAGCGGCCUAACUUGUGAUGCCAUCAUCGGUCUUGCAGAUGGACUGACAGUACCCUUCGCAUUGACAGCUGGAUUAUCCUCAAUUGGAUCGAGCAAGCUUGUCAUUCUUGGUGGGAUGGCCGAACUGUUUGCCGGGUCCAUCAGUAUGGGACUGGGGGCUUAUCUAGCCACAAUCACUGAUGCCCAUCACUUUGAAGUAGAGGAAGCACACGAGCAGCGCCAAGAAAUAUCACCCAUCAUCGAAAGUUCCCGGAGAAAUCCACAGUCUUGGGUCAAAUGGGCUAUCUUACUUUAUAGGUUUGUAUAUCUCAACAGGUACAUAGGGGGACUUAUUCCCAUGGUACCUUACUUUACUACGAAGCAUAUCAACACUGCGCUGUUUGCUUCAAUCGGAGUCACAUGUGUCAUAUUGUGUAUAUUUGGUUAUGGGAAAACUAUAAUUACUGGGCUUAGCCGUCGCUCUGCCCUGUAUGGGUCACUAGAAACGCUUCUUGUAGGGGCUAUUGCUGCGGGCGCUAGCUAUGGUAUUGUAAAACUUGUAAAUACUAAUCUGGACUACACAUAA